This is a messenger RNA of Pan troglodytes (chimpanzee), 1615 nucleotides long. It is a transcript of the gene MTERF2, whose product is annotated as mitochondrial transcription termination factor 2. Gene Ontology annotation, cellular component: mitochondrial matrix. The record is from RefSeq and is a predicted model, not a curated record. The coding region runs from base 456 to 1613 and encodes 385 amino acids. Gene Ontology annotation, molecular function: double-stranded DNA binding. Lineage: Eukaryota; Metazoa; Chordata; Mammalia; Primates; Hominidae. The transcript has 4 exons. Gene Ontology annotation, biological process: termination of mitochondrial transcription; regulation of DNA-templated transcription.
GGCCAUGGGCGAAGGGACUGAUGGCCUGGUUGGCGCUGCCGAGUACUGUCGGGAGCUUCUUGGGACCGAGGACCGAAAUCCCGGCUCCAGGCCUCGGGGACUGCGGACUGUGGGGAGGCUGGCCGGAGAGAGAGGGAAGGACGGGGCCUGGCCCCCGGUACUCCCUGUGCCUUGCUUGGAGCUGACGCCGACGGUUUAUUGCAGGGAACUGACAAGAUCACAUUUUGAGAAGAAGUUGGAAAGAAUCCCAAGUGGAUGAACUGAAUAUCUGGAUGAGGACAAGAUCUAUGGGGAGAGACUGUAAGACCUGUAAAGAGUGAGGGAAGGCUGCCAACAGGCUAAAUUGACCCGUACUACACACUUCUGUGGCAAGGCUGAGACACUUACAACACUCUCAGAUAGAAUGAGUCCAUUUAAGUCCCAGGACGGUGGAAACUAGCUAGUGGAUUGCAGCCAUGUUGUGGAAGCUGCUGCUGAGAUCCCAGUCCUGCAGGCUGUGUUCUUUCAGAAAGAUGCGAUCACCUCCAAAAUACAGACCUUUCUUAGCAUGCUUCACCUAUACAACUGAUAGACAGUCGAGCAAAGAAAAUAUAAGAACAGUGGAAAAGCUCUAUAAAUGUUCAGUUGACAUUAGGAAAAUUCGUAGAUUAAAAGGAUGGGUACUUUUAGAGGAUGAAACCUAUGUUGAAGAAAUUGCGAAUAUUUUACAAGAACUAGGUGCCGAUGAGACUGCUGUAGCCAGUAUUUUGGAACGCUGCCCGGAAGCAAUUGUCUGUAGUCCAACCGCUGUUAACACCCAGAGAAAACUCUGGCAGUUGGUCUGCAAAAAUGAGGAAGAGUUAAUCAAGUUAAUAGAGCAGUUUCCAGAAUCUUUCUUUACUAUUAAAGACCAAGAGAACCAGAAGCUGAAUGUUCAGUUCUUUCAAGAGUUGGGACUAAAAAAUGUGGUCAUUAGCAGACUUUUGACAGCUGCACCUAAUGUUUUUCAUAAUCCUGUUGAGAAGAAUAAGCAAAUGGUAAGAAUUCUCCAAGAGAGUUAUCUAGAUGUAGGUGGCUCUGAGGCCAACAUGAAAGUUUGGCUACUAAAAUUGUUAAGCCAAAACCCAUUUAUUUUGUUAAAUUCUCCCACAGCUAUAAAGGAAACACUAGAAUUUCUCCAGGAGCAAGGUUUCACCAGCUUUGAAAUUCUCCAGCUUCUAUCCAAACUCAAAGGAUUUCUUUUUCAACUUUGCCCAAGAAGUAUACAGAAUAGUAUUUCCUUCUCUAAAAAUGCUUUUAAAUGCACAGAUCAUGACCUGAAGCAAUUAGUUUUGAAAUGUCCUUCCCUUUUAUAUUAUUCUGUUCCAGUUUUAGAAGAGAGAAUGCAAGGAUUAUUGAGAGAAGGAAUUUCCAUAGCUCAGAUAAGAGAGACGCCAAUGGUUCUUGAAUUAACACCACAGAUAGUACAGUACAGGAUAAGGAAACUGAAUUCCUUAGGCUACAGAAUAAAGGAUGGACAUCUAGCAAAUCUAAAUGGAUCAAAAAAAGAGUUUGAAGCUAAUUUUGGCAAAAUUCAGGCCAAAAAAGUAAGGCCAUUAUUUAACCCUGUGGCACCAUUAAAUGUUGAAGAAUGACA